AUGCAAUAUCUAAGCAUUGUCCUUGGCCUUGCCGCCGCAGCUUCUGCAAUAGAUGUCCGCAUUCACGCUGGAAGCAAUUGUGACCGUGGAGCCUACGAAUGCCUGAACCUUACACCCAAUCGGUGCUGCUAUGUGGAAAGCGGCCUUUACGGUAGCAUUGGCUUCUAUGGCGUGCCAACCAACUGGAAUAUCGAAUGUAGGGGCCACUCACGAUCAGGCGACAAUCGCUGUGGGGUACAAAAGGUGACAGAAAACUUGUCCGGUGGCACCUUCAAGUGCCUUAGAGGAGGAGGGUUUACGGGUGCUGGCUACGGUUUCCGUGGAAAGAAGCGCAGUUCGGAGGUGUGCGAUGCUGAGACCUCUGGACAAACGUGUACGGAGUUUCAGAAGGCGGACGUAAUUGUCCUCGAGGAUGGAAAGAAAUACCUACUUUCAGGGAUGGAGGAAAGCCUACUUGAUGAAUUGGUUCAGCUUGCAAUGAAUGGAACCGUUGCGGCGGAUAUCCCAGAGGGAUUCAAGAAGUUUGAGAAGGCAGAGUAG
Messenger RNA from Cucurbitaria berberidis CBS 394.84, 540 nucleotides. RefSeq lists its product as uncharacterized. The record is from RefSeq and is a predicted model, not a curated record. Lineage: Eukaryota; Fungi; Ascomycota; Dothideomycetes; Pleosporales; Cucurbitariaceae. Bases 1 to 540 code for a protein of 179 amino acids. The transcript has 2 exons.